Messenger RNA from Schistocerca serialis cubense, 324 nucleotides. RefSeq names its product basic proline-rich protein-like. The transcript has a single exon. Lineage: Eukaryota; Metazoa; Arthropoda; Insecta; Orthoptera; Acrididae. Bases 1 to 324 code for a protein of 107 amino acids. The record is from RefSeq and is a predicted model, not a curated record.
AUGGCGCAUCCCCCGCUCGCGCCUCCGCAGCGGGCGCGCCUGCCGUCGUCGCCGCUGCCGGUCCGGUCACCUGCACCGGACGGACGCCUCUCGCCACCGCCAUGGCCCAACCUCCGGUCACCGCCGUGGCUGCCGCCGCCGUGGCCACCACCGUAUUCCUCUGCAGUGCCCAAUCUGAUCGGCGCUGAGGCUGUCGUCACGCCGCCGCCAUCGCCCAUGGAGGUCGUUACUCCACCUCCUCAUCUGAGCACUCCCAGUGGCGGUGUGCGGCCCGAACAGGUUUUCCACGGGGCGUUCUUCUCGCCCCCUCGCGAGCAAUUAUAG